Messenger RNA from Dermacentor andersoni, 838 nucleotides. NCBI's taxonomy places the organism in Eukaryota, Metazoa, Arthropoda, Arachnida, Ixodida, Ixodidae. The record is from RefSeq and is a predicted model, not a curated record.
AUUCUUUUCAAACGCUACACAUAUACUACAAAGUCCUUUCAUUCAGUGGCUGCUUUAGGCCCGCCCGUGCUUCUGACGCUAUACUUGGGGCUUCGUGAGGGAAGCGAAAAAAACAAGCAUGAUCGUUGUCAAAGCUUUGGCAGCCGUCAUUUUGAUGGCGGUAUAUGCUGGAAGCACUGCAUACGAUACAGCUGGCUGCGACUUCAGUGGUAUCGACCUGGAUGGAGCCCUGGACAAAAUUCUUGGUAAAUUGCCCCGGUACUACGCCCCAGAUGAUCGUGGAUUUCAGAGGGUUUUCGCUGGUCUGGAAGGUGGCACACUGAACGUAACUGGUCUUGACAAGAUCCGGCGAUACGGACCGCUCCGCCCAUACUGUGUCAACGGGACCCGGCUAAUGAGUGUGGAUGUCAUCAACGAAGGGGACGCUAUCUUGUCGCUGCCGUGGAGGGCCUGCUUUGGACGAGAAGGCACGCUGAACUUGCGGACCACAUUAUCGCGGUUUACGCUCGUAUUCCGUGUCACAACUAGAGGAUCGUACAGCAACAAAGUUCUCAUGGACGAAGGGCCAACUAUCCCUGUGAUUACCACAGACCCACACAUAUAUAUCGAUGGCGCCGGUAGCGAAAUAAGGAUGGCUAGCAUGAUCCUAAGCAGGCUCUUGCCGGCGAUCACUGGAAAAAUGUGGGAUGACUACUUCUUCCUAUAUUUCAGUGGGGCCCUUCGUCAAGCAAUGCAAGAAGUCUUGCUUGCUUGAUAUGUUCUUUAGCAUAAGUGCCUCCCCGGUCCUCGAAGACGUUAACUUCCUUCGGUUCAUAAAAAAUAAACUUUGUUCACUACA